Messenger RNA from Funneliformis mosseae, 1545 nucleotides. NCBI's taxonomy places the organism in Eukaryota, Fungi, Glomeromycota, Glomeromycetes, Glomerales, Glomeraceae. The record is from the annotation of a GenBank genome assembly.
AUGAUAAACGAAGAAGACUUACUAAUAAAUGACAAUAGUUUGCAAAAAUUAUUUUCUAGUGAAAAACUUGAAAAUAGUGUAUCUGAUAUACGUGCAAUUCUAUGUGGAACAUUAUCAACUUUUGAUCAGGAUUUAAGUUUAAACUUGAAUAAAGGCUUUGAUCCUUCAUUUCAUUUACCCGAGCUGCCUUCUAAACCGAUUGAUGUCUUAUUAAAUUCUUUACCGAGUACAAAUUCACAAUUUAUACAUAAACAAACUAAAAGUUCCGAGAACUUGGAUAUAGAUGAUGAUGAAACGCAAUGUUCUAUAUCAACACAAAUGUCUGAGAGUACAUAUAAUUCGGUAUCCGAAAAUAAGACAGUCUGGGAGAAAGCAAUGGAUUUUGAUAAGAAACCGGGACAAAUGUUUUCUUGGGAGUCAACUGAAACAUCAAAGUUAAAACAAAAUCCGACUUCACCGUACUUAACAGAAUCAGAUAUUUCAGUAUUUGAAUCCGUUUAUCAUAGCCAUUUUUACCAUUCUUAUGGCUAUACCAACUUCUCCAUUCCUCAUGAAGUUUUAAUCCAAGAUGUUCUAAAUUUAAUAAUUGGAACGCCAUCCCAAACAUUUACCUAUGAUAAAUCUAGUAGAAGGUUCAUUUCAAAAUUUUCAACCCUUCGUAUGAGUGGAUGUAGUUCUAAAAGUAUGAAUAAGAUGUUGAGACGAUUUUUAAAUCUUGGUUCACAUAUUAAAAGGCUUGAAACUGUUUCCGAAGGGUGCAUGAUGAAUGCACGAUUAAAUGGAUUGACUGGCGUUGCCUUUGGACGAUCUCUUUCUUCUUUUAUUGCAUUUGUACGAACUUCAAUUGUUGAAAUGGCUGAAACAAUAACUGCCCAAGAUCAAAUGAAAAUUGUUCGACUUUAUCACAUAAUAGACGAUGCCUCAUUAGUAAUUGAAAGAAUUGCAGCGUUUUGUCGAUGCGAUGUAGAUAAUUCGAGGAUAUUAGAAUUGACAGAAAGUCAAAAAGAACAAAUUGAAAAUGAAGGGUUUUAUGUGCCAUUUGGUUCCAAUAUCUUAUCAGAGCUAUACACAACUGCAGAGUCAAUAGAUGCGGCAAGAACUCCACUUCUGAAAUCUAUAUUGUUAGCAUUUUUGGAGCAAUCAAGUUAUCCUUUUUUCCAUAUGCUAAGUUCCUGGUUAGGUGUUUGUUCUUCAUCUCCUUAUGUUUCAUUACCCUUGGAAUUACAAAAGGGUGAUUUUCUUGAUCCAUAUGAAGAAUUCUUUAUUGUUAAUUUUGAAGUUGAUUCUAAUCAUGUUAAGAAUGAUGGGGAUGGAUUUUGGCAAGGUGGAAUUCAUAUAAGUGAAGACCAUCCACUUCCUGCUUUUAUUGAUUCUGAGUUAGCUCGAGAUGUUCUCGAAGCAGGAAAAUCUCUAAGAUUGUUACGAGAUUGUCGCCCAAAUCAUCCAUUGUGUCAUCCGGGUGUUAUAUUAGAUCAAACAACCGGCAAGCAAGCUUGGGAUAUAACAAUGAAGUGGUUAUUCAUUCAAGGAGACAUAGAUGAGUAG